Acanthosepion pharaonis is the source of this 1755-nucleotide messenger RNA. The record is from the annotation of a GenBank genome assembly. NCBI's taxonomy places the organism in Eukaryota, Metazoa, Mollusca, Cephalopoda, Sepiida, Sepiidae.
AUGAAGAAUGGCUUCACUACGCGAUGCGAAUCAUCUCAAAGACAAGAUUGGCAACCAUCCCUCAACGAUUAUCUAUCUAUCUAUCUAUCUAUCUAUCUAUCUAUCUAUCUAUCUAUCUAUCUAUAUAGACACACACUCGCACAUAUUCUUUUCUUUCUAUUUUUCUUUCUUUGUCUUAUGCUUCAUUCAUACGUUCUUUCUCUUUUGCGUUUUUUCCUUUCUUUUUUUUUUACUUUUUAUUUUAGUCUUUCGUUCACGCUUUCUUCCAUUUUUCUUUGUUUUUCAUUCUUUUAUUUUCAGAUAAUUUACACUAUAUUUUCAACAAUUUCUUUCCCUUUUGCUUUUUCUUUUUCUUUCCUUCCUUCCUUACAUACUUCCUUCAUUCCUUCCUUCAUUCAUUUUUUUCUUUAUUAUUCGUCUAUGUUUUCUUUUAUUUGUGCUUUCUUUCUUUCUUUCUUUCGUUCAGUUGUUUUUAUCUUUUUAUUAGUUUGUUUCGUUCAUGUUUCCAACUCUUUCGUUCAUUAUGUUUCAAUCGUUGAUUCGUUCUUUCUUUCAUUUCCUCUGUUUUUCUUUGUUUCUUUAUUUUUAAUGUUUGUUUUUUAUUCAAUCCUUUUUCUUAUCUCUCACUCAUUCAUUCAUUCAUUCUUGUGUCUUAUACAAUCUUUCUUUCUUUCUUUCUACUUUCAAUCUCUUAUUCUUUCUUCCUUUGAUUUACUUUUCUUUAUUUCAUUCAAUUAUUUAUUCUUUCUUUCUUUUAUUCUUCCAGUCCGUCUCCUCUGCUCCCUUGCAGAUAUCCUCCCCUCCUUUAUCUAUGUUCGCCUUUUAUCUUUUCUCCCUAUUAACCUUGCUCUGUCCACACUCCUCCUCCUCUUUCUCCUCCUCCUUCUCAUUCUUCUUCUUCUUCUUCUUCUUCUUCUUCUUCUUUAUAAAUCAUCGUUUUCUUUUACAUGUUCUUUAAAUUAUCAUAUUUCUUUCUUUCUUUCUUUCUUUCUUUCUUUUCAAUUAUCAUCGUUCUUCUCUUUCUUAUUUUUUCUUCUAUUUGUAUUCUUGAAUUCACCGUCUUUCAUUUAUAAUUUCUAUCUUCUUCUUCUUCUUCUUCUUCUUCUUCUUCUUCUUCCUCGUCGUCGUCUUCUUUCUAUUCUUGCUAUCAUAUUUCACUAUUUCUUUUCUUUUUUUUUAUCAAAUAUUUUCUCUUUUCUUUUCCUUCUAUCUCACCACAUCUUUCUUUUUUCCUUUCUUUUCCUACGUUCUUUCUUUCCUUCUCUAUCGAAACUUCUCUUUCAAACCUUAUCUCUUUUUUUUUUAUUCGUCCACAUUUUCAUACUUCCCCCUUUUCUUUUAUUUACCAUCUUUUUUUCUGUCACUUCCAAACCUAUCUCACCCCCGUCUCUCUCUCUCUCUCCCUCUCUUUCAAAAACGAAGACCUCUUUAUAUCUCUCUCAUCAACAUCCUAUUCAUUUAUCUCACCAGAUUAUCUCUCUCUGUCUCUCUCUCCCAAUAACACUAUCUUCCUUAUCUUUCUUUCAUCAACAACUCUUUCUCUUCCUAGCAUCUUUCUCUUUCAUACUUAAUUAUUUUUACCCUCUCCUUUUUAACACUGCCUCUUCCCAAUCCUCUCUCCCUCUCUCUUAUCAAAAUCCUUCUCUUCCUCUAUCUCUUUCUAAAAUCCUUUUUUCCUUCCCCUCACUCUUAUCAUCCUCUUUUUUCCUACUCUUUCUUUCACUCUCAUCAUCUUGUUCUUCUCUUUCUCAUUAA